AUGGCGUGGACGGAAGAAGAGGACGAGCAACUGAGAAAGUUAGUCGCGGAAUUCGGGCCGAAAAAAUGGGUCUUUGUUGCGAGUAAGAUGGAAAACAAAGGUGGGAAACAGUGUCGAAGACGAUGGCAGAAUUAUUUGAAUUGCGAUAAUAAUAAACAAGGAGGGUGGUCGCCAGAGGAAGACGAGGUGUUGAUGAGAGAACACAAGAUAGUUGGGAACAAGUGGACAGAAAUCGCCAAAGCAGUCGGUGGUCGAACAGACAACGCGGUGAAGAAUCGAUACGCGGCUUUGAUGACAAAACAAAGCGGAGGAACAGCUUCAGGUGGAGUUAAAAAGAAGAAACCCCCAACAACGACGAUGCCGACGACUUCGCCGGAAAAGGCGGAGAAUAAGGAUAACAAAACGAACAAGGCGGAGAUUAAGGAUAACAAAACGAACACAGUAGCGAAGAAAAUGAUGAAGAAUAAAGACGAGAAGAAAGCGCCGGCGAGCGUAGCAAAGAAACCGACCGGUGCGACGUUGGCGAAAGCGGCGGCGGCGCACAUGAAGGGAGGUCCAAGCGGCGUGGGCUUGAAGAAGUUAGAUAUUAAAGGAGGAAGAGGCGGACCGCCUGGGUCGACGUUAUCGCCAUUUAAAGGCUCGGACAAGUGGUUCAAACCGUCUUUAUCGUCGUUAAAGGUUCCUUCGAGUAGUAGAUUCAACGGAAACGGAACGACGCCGGGGAUAUUAGAUUUCUCGCCGUUAGUCAACACCCCCAACUUUAACUUGCUCACCGGAGCGGAGUUGGAGUUGUUGAAAGAACUCAACGCUUCGUUCUCACCAACGGCGUCUGAAGCCGCGUUUGGGUUUAAUACACUAACUUCAGACAAGCAUAUAGGCUCUGGUUUACCAAACAUGGCUCCAGAGAGUCCGGUGUUGGAUAUGCACCAAGUUUUAAAGUGGAUCAUAGCGGUGACGCCGAGAGGCGACGAAGCCGGCACGAAAGCGACGCCGUUUGCCGGUGUUCAACCGCCGCCGUUGAGUUCGAAGCAAGCGGAGUUUUUAAAAUCUAGUCUGGAAGAGCGAUUGAAAACUGUUCACGAUGCACCGACGGGCGAUUUACCUCCCAACAUCCCGGCGUUUUCGAAAGAUGAGUUGAACACGCUCUUAUCCGCUCUGGGCGAAACUCCUCGGACGACUGGGCGCAAUUCCGCAAUGUUGAGUCGGCUGCAAAACCCGUUUGGAAGAGCGACUUGA
Molecule: messenger RNA, 1236 nt
Organism: Bathycoccus prasinos
Lineage: Eukaryota; Viridiplantae; Chlorophyta; Mamiellophyceae; Mamiellales; Bathycoccaceae
Exons: 1
Coding region: 1-1236 (411 amino acids)
Biological process (GO): regulation of DNA-templated transcription
Cellular component (GO): nucleus
Molecular function (GO): DNA-binding transcription factor activity, RNA polymerase II-specific; RNA polymerase II cis-regulatory region sequence-specific DNA binding
Source: RefSeq, a predicted model, not a curated record